This is a messenger RNA of Cucurbita pepo subsp. pepo (vegetable marrow), 1255 nucleotides long. RefSeq names its product protein TIFY 5A. Lineage: Eukaryota; Viridiplantae; Streptophyta; Magnoliopsida; Cucurbitales; Cucurbitaceae. Gene Ontology annotation, cellular component: nucleus. Gene Ontology annotation, biological process: regulation of jasmonic acid mediated signaling pathway; regulation of defense response; response to wounding. The record is from RefSeq and is a predicted model, not a curated record.
AUUGCGUGUUUUCAAAGUACGUAUAUAGAUUAGAUUAAAAAGUGAAAAUUAUGAAACAAACAAGAACAUUAAGAUGAAAUAGAUGGUCGAGUUCUUGAUUUUUCAUCUGGUUUGUUCGACCUACAAAUCAAUUUUCGAUUCAAAUCGAUUUAGAGGUAGAAAACGAGAGAUAUUUGGAAAGAAAACGAGGAUAUAUUAGUAAAAGGAAAGGAAAGAAAAGAAGGCGAUUUUGGGUGGAAAAUGGAGAGAAAGAUAGAACAAAGUGGGGAACUUUGUAUGUCUUUCAAUUCAUCACAUGUGACCAAUCUCCACAAACGCCUUCAAAACCUCUAAUCAAACCUAAUGCCUUUACCCAUUGCCAUCGCCAUUUUUGGCAAAAAGAGCUGCAAUUUGUGCAAAUGAUACCCUUUGUUUUUGCCUAUUAAUUUCUCUGUUUGGUUUGCAUGUUUCUCCAAAUUCUCGUUUUGCACAUGCCCAUUUGCUUAGCCCUUCUUAAACGUGUAGAUAUUAUUUUAUAACUCUCUUAUUCUCUCUUCCUUGUUAUUAUUCCCUUGUGAUUUAUGCAUUACCCCCAAAUUAGGCACCUUCUCUUCUUCUUGCCUAAAUAAGCAUCUUCCUCUGUCUCUCCCCCUCUCUCUUAUAUAUAAAAGGUCUCAUUGGAGUUCUAGAGCUAAAGGGAUUGUGUAUUGGAGAUUGGGAAAUGGGAAGGGAGUUCAGUUUGGAGCUUGGGCUGUGGCCAUCUUCUUCUGUUUCAGAGCCAAACUUCCAAUUCUCUGCAAUUCCCUCCAUGAUGGCUAUGCCAUUUACUUUGAACCAACAGCAGCAGAUCAUGGUGUUCUAUAAUGGAACACUUUCCCUUUGUGACUUUACUGAGCUCCAGGCAAGGGCCAUACUAUGGGUAGCAAGCCGAGAGAGGAGUAGCAACAACUCGAGAUGGACCGACCGAGAAUCGUUGAGUCUGCUGCAAAUGCCAAAGAGUGGGAAUGGGAAUGGGAAUGCAAGUUUCCCCAUUAAGAAAUCUCUGCAGAGAUUCCUACAAAGGAGAAAAGCAAGAAGAAUUCGAUCAAUGUCUCCAUAUCACAAAUUGUAAUAACCAAACCGCUUACCUGAUUCAAGCAAAGUUCGAGCCUCCCAACAUCAUCAAACAAUCGAUCGAUCGAUCAAUCAAUCGAAAACUCUUCAUCUGUACUCUUAUUCUACUUACAUUCUUGUAUUGUUGAAUGGAAAUAAGCAAAAAAAAAGUACUACAAGAAAG